Messenger RNA from Xiphophorus couchianus (Monterrey platyfish), 1972 nucleotides. RefSeq lists its product as uncharacterized. NCBI's taxonomy places the organism in Eukaryota, Metazoa, Chordata, Actinopteri, Cyprinodontiformes, Poeciliidae. The record is from RefSeq and is a predicted model, not a curated record. Bases 33 to 1025 code for a protein of 330 amino acids. The transcript has 2 exons.
AGGUCUAUCACGUCUCUUGCCCUCUAGAGAGCAUGCGUGGCUUAGGCCUUCACACAGCAGAAGGACAGCACGCCCUGGUUGGGAGCAACACAGGGGCUUAUCCUCUUUUGAAAACCAGUACUGGGGGUCAGAAAUACGUUCCUUUUCCUCUAGGUGACAGAGAUGCCAUAGUAGAUAAACUGCCCAGUAUUACAGCUGGUGGGAGUCUUUGGUUGGCAGAGUUAGACCUGCUGACCUCUGGAAUGACUCUAGCGCUGGGAGAUUUCAGAGCAAUAAUGAGCAGAGCUAUGUCUGGCAUGGUUAUGAGAGACAUAGAACACGCAGCAGGGACCCAAAAUGUAAGUAAUUCUACUCCAGCACAUCAAUUCAUCACACCUUUGGCGCGGGAAAUAAAAAGGCAGUUUCCACUGGCCACAAUCACUCCCAUCACCAGGUUUGAAUGGGAUUACAGCAUGGAUCCUAAAGAAUACAUAAAUAAAGCUGCAGAAACCUGGCUCGGACAAACUACAAUUAAUCCAAAAGGCCCACAUUCAAACUUAACUGAAAUGUUUAGAGAGGCAAUCUUGAAAGGUGUUCCUGAACAGGUUGUACAAUCUAUGAGAAAUAAUCCAGAUUUAACAAGGUGCGAGUACGUUAGAUGGGAGAGGCAUCUGCUUCAUCACUUAUUAAAGGCACAAGAUGAGUUGAAGAAAAAGCAGUCUGACACAAAGGAUUUAGAAAUUCAGCUGUUGAAGCUCCAAUUGCAGGAAGCAAAACAAAAAUUGAAUAAGAAGACAGAUAAAAAAGAACAUGUGAUGGUUAAUGCAACUUCCUGGCAAAACACUAAUCAGAUUGGGGGAGGACUGGUUCCUCUUCCUGUUUUUUCUGUUUCAUAUCCUCAAAACAGGUACAGAGCGUUUCCUCGUGGGCGGGGAAGGCGUUUGGCCGGUCACGAGGGCGGUGCUCCGUGGAGGGGUCGUGGGGCGCGGAUCAGGGGACCACAGGAGGAGGACAUAUGCUACCGAUGUGGAUGUGUUGGACACUAGGCAAAACAUUGCUGGGCCAUACCAAAUCACGGGGAACCAGGUAUGAUCCCCCACAAUCCCAAUACUAUACCUGGACAGUCUUUUCAGGGGAAUAACGAGCCCACACAGAACAUCUAGUGACACGCCCCUGGAGACCCACAGCCCAGCAUGGGAACUGCAGACCCCAUGCUGUCAGCAACACUGGAGAGGAGAGAAACACACUUCCUGGAGGACACAGGUGCUACACACAGCACAUUGAACUUUGUUUCUCCCCUCAGUUUGACGUCACAAACUGUAUCUUUAACUGGGUUCUCAGGGACAGAACAAAGUCUGCCUUUCACUAAGUCUCUGACCUUCACACUGGGCAAUCAGCACCUGCAACAUUCUUUUGUCAGCUCUCCCACAACUCCCGUCAAUUUGCUAGGAAGAGACUUACUGAUAAAACUGGGAGCAACAAUUAUGUGCUCUGUGAAUGGAUUAAUUGUUUCAUUUCCCGAUGGCACGUCCCUCCCUUGUGCAAACUUUCACACGGAUGGACAAUUUCUCAUGCAGCCAGUUGUUUCUGAGUAUGCAACAUAUAUUGGGGCCUUUUAACGAACUUACCCUCCAGCCGUCUAAUGUCAACGUUUGUGGACUGGAAACCUUGGCUCCUGUGUCUGCGCUCUUGCGUCUCUUCUCCGGAUCCCCCCCACGUGACCCUGUUCUACGACAGAGACGUCUCUGAAUGGUACCAGGAACCUUUCCUUUCCACUUUGGAGGAAACAACCUGGGAGGUAAAAUCUCAGAUAUUUAUGUAGCUCCAGUUGGUGUAGCUCCUGCUGUUUCUUUCACAGAAACGCAGUCAGAAUGGUAUCAAAUGUCUGAUGAAGCUGUGCCUCACGUCUCUCUCUGUUUGCACCCUGAGCACCAAGCAAAAGAAUUGGGCCCAAUGAUGAAACGCUCCCUGGCAGCCACAGAUUGGAGUGCGA